Molecule: messenger RNA, 5612 nt
Organism: Pimephales promelas (fathead minnow)
Lineage: Eukaryota; Metazoa; Chordata; Actinopteri; Cypriniformes; Leuciscidae
Gene: iqgap3
Product: IQ motif containing GTPase activating protein 3
Biological process (GO): mitotic actomyosin contractile ring assembly actin filament organization; regulation of GTPase activity
Cellular component (GO): cell cortex
Molecular function (GO): actin filament binding; calmodulin binding; GTPase activator activity
Source: RefSeq, a predicted model, not a curated record
GAGCUUUCACGGUUUUUCCUCAGUCGACAUUUAUCUGAGUUAUUAAUCAGAGCCUAAUGAAAGUUUAAUCCCAGUUAUCGAUAUAGAUGUAUUAAACAUCUUUUGAACGCACCUGACAGAAAGCGUCACUAAUUUGCGGCUUCAGACUGAAGGAGUUUGAUAAGAAGAGAAUCGCGUCGCUUGUCAGAGAUCAGCGCGUGCGUUUGUGUCGGUUUAUCAGAACGCGAUCGAUCAGAUCCAGGUAAUCGAUAUCGGCAGAAAAACAGAGAUGGGGGAGAGUGUUCAGGCCCGGUCCGGCUAUGAGCGUCUGACCGCAGAAGAGAUGGAUGAGCAGAGGAUUCAGAAUGUGGCGUAUCAAUACCUGUGCCGCCUGGAGGAGGCCAAGAGGUGGAUGGAGGCGUGUCUGGCGGAGGUGCUGCCGUCUCCCACUGAGCUGGAGGAGGCGCUGAGGAACGGGGUUUAUCUGGCUAAACUGGGACACUGUUUUGCUCCCAGUGUGGUUCCACUGAAGAAGAUCUACGACCUGGACCAGGAGCGAUAUAAGGCCAGCGGGCUUCAGUUCCGUCACACAGACAACAUCAACCAUUGGAGGAACGCCAUGAUGGAGGUCGGGUUGCCAACGAUGUUUCAUCCAGAGACGACGGAUGUGUACGAUAAGAAGAACAUGCCCAGAGCCGUUUACUGCAUUCAUGCUCUGAGUUUGUACCUGUUUCGUUUGGGACUCGCCCCUCAGAUCCAUGACCUGUGUGGGAAGGUCAAGUUUACCGAGGAGGAGAUCAAUAACAUGAAACUGGAGCUGGAUAAAUACGGGAUUCAGAUGCCAGCCUUCAGUAAGAUCGGAGGAAUUCUGGCCAAUGAGCUCUCCGUGGACGAGGCGGCAGUGCACGCGGCUGUGAUCGCCAUCAACGAAGCGGUGGAUCGGGGUUGUGUGGAGGUCACGGGUCGAGCCCUGCAGAACCCCAACGCCAUGCUGAGCGCCCUUCAGGACCGGCUGGUGCCCGUCUACCAGGAGAUGCUGCGACAGGCACGCGUUCAGAAGGCGUCUCGGGCGCGGACACAUGGAAACGGAUCAGCAGAGAACGACAUUUAUGAGGAAUAUCUGACGCAGAGAGAAAUCCAAGACUCCAUUAACAGAGUCAACAUGCGUGCGGCGGUGGAGUGUGUGGACGAGGCGUUGGACUGUGCUGACGCGCUGGCGCUGAUGUGUGCCCUGCAGAACCCCAGUCUGGCGCUCAGAGGACUGGUCCGAGAUCACGCCGGCUGGUACCUGGAGCAGAUGAGCGCUGAUCGAGAGCAGAAAGCCCUGGAUCUGGGAUGUGUGGAUCCUCUGGAGAGAGAUGAACUACAGGGGGCCGUCAACAUGGCCAAUGAGGACGCGCAGAGAGAUCGAACCAUUCAACAGGCGGUGAGUAAAAUAAACGAGGCCGUGCAGCGUGGGGAAGCUCGUCAGACGGUUCGGGCACUGAUGAACCCAGAUGCUCAUCUGCCAGACGUCUAUCCGUUCGCUGCGGAGCUUUACCAGAGAGAGCUGGCAUCCCUGCAGCACCAGUGUCCACAGGGUUCGCUGCAGCAGGAGGAGUUGUUUGUCGCGGUGGAGAUGCUGUCAGCGGUUGCUCUGGUCAAUCAGGCUGUGGAGGUGAAAGACUUCGGUGCGUUCAGCGCUACGCUAGUCAGUCCUGCCGCUGGACUCGCUGACAUCGAUGACGGCCUGAUUCAGAGGUAUUUUGAGGAGCUGUGUGAGCAGAAGAGGAGGGCAGGUAAAGCUCUUCUCACCUGGAACGACCUGCAGACGGGGCUGAACACCGUCAAUACUGCCGCUCACGAGGAACAUGAACAGAUUCUCACCAUCGGUCUGAUCAACCAAACCCUGAGUCGCAGUGAUCCUCAGAAGACGCUCUCGGCGCUGAUGCUGCCCUCCGCUGGCCUGGAGGACGUGUUUCCGCUCAACGCCACACGCUACCAUGACCUGCUGACCCGAGCCAAACGACACAAGGCAGAGGUGAGCCGUGACCCUGGAGCUGAGCUCUGGUUGGCUGACAUUCAGGAAGGUGUGAGACUGGCCAAUCAGGACACUCAGAAAGCACUGAAGAUGUGUCUGGGUCUGGCCGCAGUGAAUCAGGCUGUUAAAGAGGGCCGAGCGUCUCAGACGGUGCGAGUGCUGCGUCUGCCAGAGGUGGCGCUGAGGAGCGUCGUGUCCGAAUGUGCUGACGGGUACCAGACGGAGCUGAGCGCCCUGCUGAGGGCCAAAACACAGGAGGGUGAUAACAGAAGCACGUGGAUGAGGACUAAACUGCCGGACCGCAGCUCUUACUACUUCCACCUGCAGAAACUGGAGGGCAGCUGGGAAAGACCUCAGGGCUUCGUCCAGAACAGCAUCUUCCUGACGCACGAGGACAUCCAGGCGGUGUGCAGUCGUGUGACCUCGGCCCACAGCAGAGAUGUGCAGUGGAAGGCCAGUGAGGCGCUGGUGCAGCGGAUGCAGGCGCGCAUGCGAGGGUUUCUGCUGCGACAGAAGCUAGCCGAGCGCCGCCACUUCCUCAACACACACGUUCCUGCCGUCAUCACCAUACAGUCUCACUGGAGGAGAUACAGACAGCAGAGGGAGUACCGGCGCAGACUGCAGUAUCUGUACCACAACUGGAGAGCCGUCCUCAAGAUCCAGGCCACAGUGAAGAUGUGGCUCGCCCGCAGGAACUAUCUCGCCCGGCUCGCUUACUUCAGGAGACAUGUUGGAGCUAUAAUCCGGAUCCAGGCGUUCUUCAGAGCCAGCAGAGCCCGCGAGGAGUAUCGCUUACUGGUUCACUCGAGCGCGCCGCCGCUGUCGGUGGUGUGUAAGUUUGCGCACCUGCUGGAGUGUGGAGACGCUGACAUCCGUCAGGAGGCGGAGCUGCUGAGGCUCAGGGAGGAGGUGGUGCGCUCCAUCCGGGCCAACAGGCAGCUGGAGCACGACCUGGACCUCAUGGACCUGAAGAUCGGCCUGCUGGUCCGGAACCGGGUCACGCUGCAGGAGGUGGUGUCUCACUGUAAGAAGCUCACUAAGAAGAAUAAGGAGCAGUUGAGUGACAUGAUGGCUCUGGACAAACACAAGGGCCUGAAAGCCCUCAGUAAAGAGAAGAGAGACCGACUUGAGGCCUAUCAGCACCUGUUCUACUUGCUUCAGACCCAGCCGCUGUAUCUGGCUCAGCUGAUCUUCCUGAUGCCUCAGAAUAAAAGCACCAGCUUCAUGGAGACGGUGAUCUUCACUCUCUUCAACUACGGCUCCGACUGCAGGGAGGCUUUCCUUCUGCUGCAGCUCUUCACUGCUGCGCUACGCCACGAGAUCAGUGUGAAGGUGGACCGACCGCAGGAAGUGGUCACUGGGAACCCCACCGUCAUCAAGAUGCUGGUGAGUUUCUACCGUCACGCUCGCGGCCAGAACGCGCUGAAGGACGUCUUGGGUCCGGCGAUCCGAGAAGUUCUGCAGGACCGGGCCCUCAACAUCCGAACCGACCCCGUGGAGAUCUACAAGAGCUGGGUCAACCAGAACGAGAGCCAGACCGGCCAGAAGAGUUGUUUACCGUAUGAGGUGAGCGUGGAGGAGGCCUUGAGUCACUCGGAGGUCCAGCAGAGGUUAAACAUCUCCAUCACGAACCUGAAGAACCUCACAGAUCGCGUGUUACACGCCAUCACCAGCAACACACACAAACUACCGUACGGAUUGCGCUACACUGCUAAGGUUUUGAGAGACGCCCUGCAGGAGAAGUUUCCUCAGGCCAGUGAGGACGAGCUGUACAAGAUCGUGGGUAACCUCAUCUACUAUCGCUACAUGAACCCUGCUGUCGUGGCUCCUGACGGGUUUGAUGUUGUGGAGUUCGGUGCCGGUUCUGCUCUUCUGCCGGGUCAGCGCCGGACUCUGGGCUCCAUCGCUCGCAUCCUUCAGCACAGCGCAGCGCUCAAGCACUUCAGCGGGGACUCGGCACACCUGCGCACGCUCAACCAGUACAUCACACACACACACGCACGCUUCAGGAAGUUCCUGCGCACGGUGUGUGACGUGCCUGAGCCGGAGGAACGCUUCAAUAUCGAUGAGUAUUCAGAGACGCUGAUCCUCAACAGGCCCGUGAUCUACAUCUCCAUCAGCGAACUCAUCAACACACACCGACUGCUGUUGGAGCAUCAGGACUGUCUGUGUCCCGAUCCGUCAGACCCUCUUCAGCAGCUUCUGCAGGAUCUGGGAUCAGUGCCGUCACUGCAGGACCUCAUCGGCGAGGGGCAGCUCAACCCCUCGGAUCCAAAUGUGGAGCAGCCUUUGGCCAAGAUGGAGGUUUCUCUGACGCUCACCAGCAAGUUCGACGUGUUCACGAGCUCUGAUGACAGGCCUGACGCGCGCGGGAUUCUGCUGAGCACAAAGCAGCUGAUCAUCGAUGUGAUCCGAACGCAGCCCGGUGACACGCUCAGUGAGGUGCUGCAAGUCUCCGCCUCCAGAGAUCAGGAGGUGCAGCACGGCUGGAUGAUGCACCAGCGCGCUCAGAGAGACAUCAGAACCCCGGAGAAGAUGAAGAGGAACCAGUCGCUGGUGUCCGACGGCAGCCUGACCCUGGAGGAGAAGAAGAGGAAGAUCCUGAGGAACAUGCGGAGACUGGAGGCCAUCGGGGUCCUGCACCCCCCCGACACACACACACACAUGCUGCAGCUCAUCGCAAAGGACAUCCGUCACCAGCGUGUGUAUCGUCAGAGGCGUCAGGCGGAGCUGGUGAAACUCAGACAGACUCUACACAGUCUUCACUGCAAGAGCUCCUUCCACUCGGAGCAGGUCGACUACUACAGCCAGUACAUCAACACCUGCCUACACAACCUCACCGCCAGUAAAGUCAACGGGAAGAAAGUGAGUGAUAAAGGGAAGAAGAAGCCGCCGACACUCACUUACACAGCGGCUCGUCUGCAUGAGAAAGGAGUUCUGCUGGAGAUCGAAGACCUUCCUGUCACACAGUUUAAGAACGUGAUCUUUGACAUCAUUCCCGCUGAGGAGGACGGGGCGUUCCUGGUGAAGGCUCGUUUCAUGGGUGUGGACAUGGAGAGAUUCCCUCUCAAGUAUCAGGAUCUGCUGCAGCUUCAGUACGAGGAAGUGUCCGUGAUGAAGAUGUUCGAUAAAGCCAAAGUCAACGUUAAUCUGCUCAUCUUCCUUCUCAACAAGAAAUUCUUCAAAAAGUGAAGUGUGUGUGUUGAGUCGUUGUUCCUGUGCCGUCCACACGGGCUUUUACUCGCUAUAAUGUUACAGAAACUCAGAAUAACUCUAUAAUCAACACUCGUACACUACUUAUAUAUUCACGUGUUAAUCACCGGCAAACUAAACCUUUACUCUAUUACAAUCACAGAAGUAUACUUCAGUCCAUUCACACACGCAUUAAUCAGUGUGUGUGUGUGUGUGUGUGUGUGAACACUAGUUAUCCAGCUGCUCUUUUAAACGCUGUAGUUUUAGUGACCGUGUCUCAAACUAAUAAUUGUGUGUAAAUAUUUUCUGUCAUUCUGUUUUUCUCUUUGGAAAUGUCUCUAUUCCUCUCCUGUACUGUUUUUAAGUCAUUUUUUUGUGCUUUUCAUGCUGUUUUUAUUCACAAUUAAAGACUUUACAUGAA